AGAGAGAGAGAGAGAGAGAGAGAGAGAGAGAGUGAGAGAUUAGCAGGCUCGGUUGGGGGUAAGGGUCCCGUUGCGAAACUUUUCUUGGCCUCGAACACGUCAUCGAGCGCGACGAAUCUUGUGUACGCGCGUGUCAUUAUGAAUUAUCAGCCACGAGGAUGGUAGUUUAAAUAUCGAAGGCCGAGGAAGCCAGAGAGGUCUCGGGAAGGUGGUGCUUGGCCGACAGCGACGAUAGUGGAUGACGUGCGCGCACGGCGAGAUUCACCGAUGACAUUUCACGCGGAUUCGAGAGCAGAGGAGCUACCGCAGCGCCGCCGCAACGCGAGCGCGAAAUCAAAGCGUAUGGCCGUCCCGUCGGAGCUUCCAGAGCUUAAACGAGCGAUAUUAUAGAGUGGGUUCCCGUGGGGCUGGGAAAUGGUAGGCCUUGGGCGUUGAUACGGAAAUCGGUACUCGCGGUCCGAUUCGACGGCCACGGAGAUCGUGAGGUUUCCCCGCGACAUUACCGCCGGCCGCGAAACCGUCGGCUGGCCCUCGUCUCCCCACUCCCAUCUCGCCCUACCCCCGGCGUAUGGGAGCCCCCGCCGAGUCGUUUUGUAAUAAAGUCUGGUCGAAUUGGGUGCGAUCGUCGUCGGGAUUAUGUGGCACUUUGUUGGCCUUGGCUCGGUCAUGCAUCGCUAAGAGCCAACGACGACAGUUUGGUAUUGUCAACGUGGAAAAAUAUGUCUACCGCCAGCAGCGUCUUACCUUCCUGACGCUCGUCAUCCACUCGAUUAAUGUGUAUUUGUAAGCGCAGUUAGCAAUGUGGGGCAGUUCGGAAGAACCACCUGGGACGAUGGAGGCGGAUCCUCCAGAAUCAGUGGUCAAUUUAAAAGACUCAUGUGAGCAGAAAACCCAAUUAGAAUCUGUAAAAGAUAUAAUGCUUAGAAAUAAACAGACUUUAAAGCAGAAAGAAGAAGAAUUGCAGAAAUAUGCCAAAAAAUUAUCCAAAUUCAAAUCUCAAGCUAAGAAAUCUGGCUUAAGUAAAAGUGAUGACACGUCUUCCGCUGAAAGUACUCCCAAGUCCAUGCCUGAUAUAAGCAUGGUUGAGUCAUCGGUUGAUGUCGACGACAUCAGUCAAGCGACGACUCCUAAAGCCAAAUCUUCUUUGUUACAAAAAAAAUUAGCCGAAGACAGAAAAAUAUUUCAGCAACGAAAUAAAGAAAUGACUGAAACUAAGAGAGUCGUUCAGGGAAAGGUUGAGGCACUUAAACAAAAAUUAGAUAGACAAAAUGUGACACCCGUCACCCCUCUUAGUCCUGCUUCUGUUCCAUGCCAGACUUGUGAUUCGAUAACGGAGCUACACCAUUUACAAGAUAAAGAUAAUAAGAUUGCUGAAUUAAGUAAUAAGAUUUAUGAUUUGGAAGCUGUCAUUAUAGAUCUUCAAGAUAACUUAAAAGAAAAAGAUUCGGUUAUAGAUUCUAAAACAAAAGCUAUUACUUUGAUGUCCGCAGAUUUGUUAAAGAAAGGAAAAACUACAUUGGAUAAUUUAGAAGACACAAAAGAUGAAAUGCGAUCGAUGCAGGAGAACUUUUUGCUUAUAGAAACAUCAUUACGCAGUAAAAAUGAUAAUUUGUUAAAGCAGUUGGAAGAAAAAAAUCAAAAUUUAUCGACACUGGAAGAAAAUGUUCAGAGUUUGACGGAUGAAUUGGCAACUCAGAAAGAAGCUGAAACUACUAAUGCAGAUUUGUCUCGGUCAACGAUGGAUACUUUAAUCGAUACAAAGGAUGCAAUGAAGUCGAUGCAAGAAAAUUUUGUACUAAUCGAGUCUUCGCUUAAAUCGAAAAACGAGUACCUUCUACAACAAUUGGAAGAACGUGAAAUAAAAUUAGGGGAAGCUCAGGCCAAAAUAUUAAGUCUUGAAAGUGGAAUGGGAAUAGAAAGGCAGCCUGAUGUCGAAGAACUCUCUUACAAAGUAGCCAAAUUAGAGGAAAUCAAUCGCAUUCUUCAAGAUGAGAAAUAUAACUUGGAAAAGAAUGUUGCAAAAUAUCAAGAUCAAAUUAUUAAUAAUGACUUCCUAAAUUCUGCUGAAAUAGUUGAUAAAAAGGAUAAACGAAUAGAAGAAUUAGAAGGUUUAAUCGAAGAAUUGAAAAUAUCAAAUCAACAAAUGGGAGAAGUUAAAAGUAAUGUAGAUAAGCAAAUAGUCGAUUUAAAUAAAAUGAAUGAAGAGACCUUUAAUAAAGUCGCCGAGCUGGAAAAACAGUUACUCGAUAUAGAAAAUGAAAAGAGCGAAUUAAUAGCAAAAUUAACCGUGAACGACAGCGAGGCUUCUAAAGAAGACGAAAAAGUGGAGAAAUUGACGAAAGAGUUGGAUCAAUUAAACAAAAGCAUGAUAAAGAUGAAAGUUGAACAUAAAAACAAAUUGAAGAAUUUGCAAAAACAGAUAAAUAACUUUAAGAAGGUAUCCGACGUGAAUGCCGAAUUAGUGAAACUGGAAAACCAGGUCGCAUUAUUAGAGGAAGAGAAAGGUAACCUUCAGCUGAGUCUGGUAGACUUUGAUGAGCUUAAAGCAUCAACGGGUGAUUUGCAAGAUAGCAUCUGCGACCUCGAAGGUAAGGUCUCGACACAGGCAAAAGAGAUACAGGCUCACAUCGAAGCCAUCGCCAUUCUGGAAAAUCAAAAGUUGGAUCUUAUACAAGAGCUACACGCUGUGAAACAAGAAGUUUCGAGUCUCGAGGUCGAGAACGCUGAAUCGGAGAAUUUGCGGGUAACUGCGGAAAUGAAAGUGGUCGAUCUCGAGGAGAAGCUCGAGUCGUCACAGGGGUGCGCGUCGGCAGUAGCCCUCGACGAUACGGAACGCGCGGAACUUCAGCGGCAGAUCAACGCCUUAGUCCAGGACAACGAGCGGCUUACGCAAAAAAUUAGCAAACUCGAAGAAAUUAAGAGCUCCUCGGAGGUCGGCUCAACAGACUCCUUCGUCAAGACGGGCUCCAACGUAGAUUCGACGGAAUCGUUCGAAGCAUUGUCCACGGACACCGACAAGAUCGAGCUUCUUAAACGCAUCGACGGGCUGACACGCGAGAAUGGCAUCCUUCUCGAGAAGCUCACGCGCUAUGAAGAGAAAGGCUCGUCGGAUACAGGUUCGACUGAGUCAUUCGAGCGGAUUCCCGAGGCCGGCGAUGAGGCGAGAAAGCUCGAAACUCUCGUGCGUGAAAAUUAUGAACUCGUUGAGAAGGUGACGAAACUUGAAGAGAUGCUUGCUACUACUACCAUCGCAGCCGCCGCCGCCGCUGCCGCCGCCACCUCUGCCGCAUCUGUCGUUACUAGUACACGACACACUAACACCGUUGGACUUUCAUUCGAACAAAAAAUCAUCUCCGAUUCAUUGCCAGAGGAACCCAAGGAACUUAAGGAAGCCGCCGCAUUGAUGGAGUCGGAAACGAUUCCAAUUAACCCCUCGGAAGUGGCUGCUUUUGCCGACAGUUUGGCUUCUGACGUCUGGAAGUCUGAUGAUCUACAACAGCUGAUCGAGGAAGUGCCAAUGACGGUAAAACGUGUCGAAGAAACGAGCGCAACUGUGGAUGAGCAUGCGGAAACCAUUAGCGAGUUAAAGCGCAAAAUUAAACUCUACGGGGAUCUCAUAAAUAAGCAAGCGGUUAUUGUCGAGCAGGCGAAAGAGAGGUUCGACAAGAGGGAGAUCGAAUAUGGCAAUGAGCUACUUACCAAUAUGAUAAGGGACCAAGAGGAGACACUUGCUCGCGGCCUGCAAGAAAAAUGGCCCUCCGACUUUGAAUGGUCGGAUGAUCAUAGUAAGGACAUCGAUAUGCCCGCAUUGAGAUCACUGAGUCAAAACAACAACAACAAUAACAACAACAACAACAACAACAACAACAAUAAUAACAACAAUAUCGACAACAAAUUAAUAAUGUGCGAGGAGGAGAUGAAAGAGCUGAAGAAUAAACUCGCCGAUCAGCAAGCGCUUAUCGAGAAACUCGAACCAGACAAUAAGCAGCUACGUGAGCGCCUUGAGAAGGAGAAGCUGAAGGUCACAGUCCUCACGAAUAGUACAGAAGAUGUUAAUGAGCUCGUGGACGUCCUGAUGCAACUCGACGCGGUCCGUCGACACGCGGAUCAAGUGAGCCUAGAGUUACACCAAGCUUAUAAAUCUCUAGAGCUAUUGAAACAAAAGCAUACCGAGGACAUGGACAUGCUCAAUAGACGCCUCGAAGAUGUGAUGGAGGAGCUGCAGUUGCGCGAAAAGGAUAAUGCGAGCCUCGAAAGUGAACUAAAAAAUCUUAAGAACUAUUGUGCAGCCGAGUGCAAAGAACUCGAGGCUAAGUGGAGCUAUGAGAAGAGCGAGAAGGAGAAGCGAGAGACGGAGCUGCAGCAGUGUCAAUUGAGCAUUAAAGAGGAAAAUGAGAAGAUUUUAGAAUUGAAUAUGGAGUUGGAAGAGGCUAGAAGUGCUAGAGACAAGCUUUUGGAAAGAAAUCAGAGGCUAAUGCAAGAUGACAAUGUUGAAUUGAAAUUGCAGAACAAAGAUCAGGAAAUUACGAGGUUGAAUGAGAUGAUAGAUCGUUUGGAGUUGAGCAGAAAAUUGGAUUUGGAGAAACUUGAAGCGACAGAGAGGAGUUGUUUGGAAGAGAAGCAAAGCACGAUUGAAACUUUGGAGCGGGAAUUGAAAUUGGCGAAUAGUGAGAAAGAUAAAGCUUUGCAGAAUCUUCAAGAGAUUGGUAUAGAGUUGAAUAGUAUAACGUUGCAUAAUAUUUCAGUUGAAGAGCUGAAGACAGACAGGGAUGCAGCUUUGUUAGAAAAGGAAAAAGUCAUGGAGGAGUUGAACGAGACCAAGCAAAAACUAAGCAGAAUGCCAUAUCUGGAAAGCCAGUUGGAGUUUGCGAAUAAUAAAAUAGAAGAUAUUUUAAUGCAACUGCAAAUGACCAGUUCGGAACUGACGAAUGCCAAGGGACAUAUCGAUCGUAUUUCAGAAAUGGAGGAUGAAAUGCUAACCAUGGAUAAGGAAAAAAAAUGGGCCGAGUCAGAACUUGAUCGCGUCAGUGAGCAGUUGGGAAACAAGAUUACAAAUGUGGAGGAGGAGUUGCAACACGCCAAUAGCGAAAGAGAUAAAGUUGUGCAGGAAGUCGAGGCGCUUAAAUUGGAACUCGGUCGGGCUAACGAAUCAAUAAGUAAGAUUAUACACAUACAAGGAGACUUGCAACGUACGCAAGAGGAAUUACAGUAUGUAGAGGCGGACAAGAACGAAGCGCUACAGAAGAUCGAAUUGAACUUGGAGGAAAUUAAGCGAAGGGAUGAACAGAUUUCCAAUUUGAAUGACAUGCUGUAUCGAUAUCAAAGCGGCCAAGAGUUUUGCGAGGAAAUUGAGAAGCUCAGGAUGGAGCUUGAAAAGGCUAAGGAUAAAGAUAAGAUAAUUGUUGAAUUGAACGAUGACUUGAACCGCUUGCAAUUCGCUAAAGAUGAGGCCAUGCACAAGGUUGAGCUGUCGAGGGCGUUGUUGAAAGAGGCCAAAGAGAAGGAUAAAAUAAUCAAAAGACUCCAGGAGGAGAGGAAACAGCAUCUAGCCUCGAGGAGCGAGGCUUUGCGCGAGGUCAAGGUGAUCGAGGCAGAGUUAAACGAGGCCAGGAGUACGAUCAAUACAUUGACCGAGGCGAAGGACGAGGCGCGUGAGUUGGGCGUACGUAUGGAGGUGAUGGAGGCCGAGUAUCUCGAGCAACUCAGCCAAAUAAAUUCGCUAAGGGCUGAGAAUGGAAUGUUGCUGUCGAAGCAGGCGCAGGUCGACGAGCGCCUUGAGAACGUGGAGAAGGAGUCGGAGGAGCGCCGUGCACGCUUGGAGCAAUUAGAGAAGGAACGACUGAUGGAGGAAACGCGAAGAAGCGAAGCAACGGUCGACCCCACGUGCGGCCACUGCACGUCUCGUCUCCAGGCUCUCGAGGACAUGCUCCAGGAGCGCGAUGCUGAAAUAGAAAAUUUGAAUAACGAGCUUCACAAUUCCAUCAGCGAUCUCAUGCAGAUGCAAGAGCAUCUCCAAUUGAGCACUCCAGCGAGAACGGCGGCGAGUCACGACAACUCGGUCCAAGAAUCAUACGAGGAGCUUGCGCGCCGCUUUAACAUCCUCGCGAUUCAGGGCGAGGAGGUUAAUGCCAAAUAUGAGGCGGCUCUUAGGCAUAACGAAGAUCUACUUUCGCGCGUGGCUCAGCUUCAAGAUUUCAAUGUAUCGCUGCAGUCGCGCGUGGAUGAGAUCGAGGCGGAGCUGGUGGAGCGAACGAAGGAGCAAUGUGAGGAGGGAUCGAUAGGAUUGGCCCAAGGACUUGUGCAGCCCAGAGGUUGGGGAGACGAGCCGAUGCUCGAAGACGGCUGGAGUUCCGAGAUGAUUGCAAUUGCCUCGAACGACUCGGAGGACUUACAACAAGAGCAAUCGAUGAACGAGACUACGGAACGACGGACGAGAGAGGCGUCUUUACCGUUGUUCGACGCCUCGAUAUUCGGCUCGUCGUCGGCUCAGGUCGACGGUAAAGACGAUAAGCCGUCGAAGUUGCAGCUCGGCGAGUCGGAGAAACAGGUUGGGCUAUCCAAUGAGCAGUUGGAAAGCGAAAAGAAUGCUGCCAUGUCACUUUUACAGGAAGAAUUGGUGAAGUUGCGUUCGAGUCGGAGCGAGCUGGAUGUAACCUUGACCUCGGCGACUACCGUCGGUACUGAGCCGACGAGUGAAUCGCCUCUGAAUGACCAACAGGAUUAUAAGGCAAAGUUGGAACAACUGUUGCCGGAGUUGGAUAAUCUCGUGUUGGAAAAUGAGGAGCUUUUGGCCACGCAAGAAGUUUAUAGAAGUCGACUGAUCGCGGCCGAAGCGAAACUCAGCACUGAUGAGAGUGCGAGGAUCGACGAGCUUCAGAAUCUAGUUAAGCGCAUCAUCAGCGAGAGAGAUCUUCUGCAAUUGCAGAUGAACGACGUGACGCGUGCCUACGAGGAGCAGCGAGAGAACAGCGCGGCUGACAUCAAAGGCCUUCGGGAGCAGCUCGAGACUUCCUCACGGGCGAGGAGUCAACUCGUCAAGGAGCUCGAAGACCUUCGUAGCACGGCUGAAACCGUGCCCUCCAUCGAGCGAGAGGUCCCACCGGAGUCAAUGUGGGAGGACGAGGACGAUCCUUGGGGUUUUAAUGAUAAAGCGAUCACGAGCGAGCAGCACAUGGAUAUACCCGUCGUUCCCAGCGAGACUAUUCAAUUGCAGGUGCGAGUCGAUGAGCUAGAGGAGAAACUAAAGGAGUUGAGCGAAGAAAAAAAGAGACUUAUGGAUGAGAAUAAGAAUACGCAGCUGAAGAAUGCCAAGUGUGUGAAGAAACUAAAGGAAUACAGGCUACAGCUCGAGAGUCUUCAGCAGCAGAUAAAGUCACAAAGGUCCGUGGGUAGAUUCGGCGUGGAUCUUGAUUCCGCAAUAGAGGAUGAGUUAAAGGCGCAAAUCGAGAAUCUGGAGAGGGCGCUGACGGAAGCGCGCGAGGAGAGUAAGAAGGCGAUCGCGGAUAAAGAGAAUAUAUUAAAGAAAAUCGAUGCACUGACCGUGGCGACAGAGCGGUUUACCGAGAUCAAAGACAAACAAGACACGGAGCUGCACAUUUGGCAAAAACGUUAUAAGGAACUAGAGGCCAAGUUCCAGCAUGCCGAUGCAGUCCCUGAGAUGAGGGAGGUUUCAUCGUCUACCGUUGAGAGCAGUAACAACGACGCCGCCACAAUAUCCAAAUACGAGGAAGAGCUCAAAGAGACGAGAGCCAACGUGGACGCACUUGCAACGGAGAACGAGCAAUUGCAGCAGCUGCUCGAGGAGCACCGCACGAAACGUCAGGCGAACAUUGACGACCUGCAAACUAAAAACGAGGAUUUGACAGCGAGCAACCAUAAGCUCAUGAGCGAUUACGACAGCCUCAGGAAGCAGUACGAGCAGAGUCUGAUGGACGCGAACGACCAGGUGCAGAGCAUGCGCGAAAAUUACGAUCUAUUGAAGCAGGAGCUCGAGGAGAAGAGCAGGGAUAACGAGAGGCUUGCCACCGAUCUCCACGACUCGGCAGACACGAGGGCGCAACUCGAGUCCAAGAUAGCGGACUUAAAGGAGUUAUCGAGCCUUCUGGAGAUACGCGAGCAAGAGAUAGCAAAGCUCACAGAGGAGCUGGAGAAUCGUUCUUCGGUCGUGGAGACCGAGGCCGAACUGCGGAUCGUUAAGGAUAAGAUCCAAGGUAUGGAAUUGUCGAUCGAGGGCUACCUGACGGAAUUGCACGAGCGAGCCGAAGAGAUACGCGCUCUGCGUGGAAGGACCAACAACCAGGAGGCUGCGUUAAUUGAUCAAGAACAGCGACUCGCGUCAAUGCACUCGGAGCUCGAAGAUAAAGAGGCGAAGCUGCGUGAGCGCGACGAGGAGAUUCGCAGUGAGCGGAACGAGCUCAGUGAUUACAAAAUGAUCUUGGUUGAUAAAGAGCGAUCGAUCGCGGAACUCGAUUCCCAGCUCCGGGCGUUAUCCCUGUAUCGCGAGAACGUCGAGCAGGAGUUUGAGCGUAAAGUGGAAGAGGCUGAGCAGCGGGUGAAGGAGCUCGAUGCCAUUGUUGCCGAGAGAGACACCAGUCUGCGCGAAAUGGAAGAGACGAGGGCAAAACUGGAAGAAACACUGCUGAAGCAGAGGACCGAGGCGAAAGCUUCCGUCGUGCGCGAGACCGAUAUGCCGCUAUUCUCAUUUCCCGGGGAUACCGAUGACAACGAAUUGCAAAGGCUAAGGGCCGAGUUGGCCGCAAAGAACGAUGACGUCGAACGACUGCAGGACUGGAUCAGUCAGAACUCUAUAACGCGCGUUGUCCAGGGCAUGCAGGACAGCAUUAAUGUCCUCCACAACGACAAGUCUACAUUGGAGCAGCAGUUGGUUGAGAAAAGCCAAGAGAUACAAAUUCUCAAGUCUCGAGUGGAGGAGCAGGAAAAGCCGGAUCCACAGCCGCGCAAGAGAUCGUUAAACGAGGAGGACACGUUGAUGAAACUUCAGGAUGAGCUGGAGUCGCGGAGUCGGGAAUUGGUCGAGCUACGUCAGACGACGAGUGACAAGGAGUUACAGUUGAUGUUGGCCUUGGAGCGGGGGGUCAGAGAUGCGGAUGAUCUCAGGACCGAGCUGCGUGAAAAACAGGAGCAGCUUGAGAGUCUCAAGUUCACGGUUGCUGAGCUGCAGAGCGAAGUCGCUGGGCUAAGGGCACUCGAGGGCAUUGCCGCCGAGGACAGGGCAAUUAUCGAUAGACUUACGGCCGAGAAGGAGCAGACUAGGCGAGAGGCACAGAAGGCCAUUGAGGACAUUCUCAAGGAAAAGGAGGUGGAAAUCGACGAGCUAAAAGUUCAGUUGGCGAGCGAGAAAUCGACCUUAAUGGUGGCUCUUGGCCUACGCGAUCGCGAUCUCGAAAAUCUGAAGCUGCAAAUGGAGGAAAUGAGUGUGGUCCGUGAUGGCCUUUUGGAGGCAAGCGCCGGUCGACUGUCGAAGCUCGAGGACGAGCUCUCGGAUCGGGACAGGCAACUUGCCGACCUUACGUUUACCAAAGAUACGGAGAUUCGUAACAUGCAGAUUCAGCUGAGCGAGAAGAACGCACGAGUGGAGGAACUAACGGCACUCAGUGAGGAGGAAGAGCGUCAACUAGAUGAAUUACGUCGAUUACUUCAGAUCAAGGAGCUGCAAAUAAACAGUCUUAACCAGCAGAUUGCCGAGAAGGUCAAGGAGUUCGAACUGAUGGAAUAUGCGCUACAGCGGCACUCUCUCGGCUCUCAACAAUCUAGUCAAGAGAAACAACAGCAGCAGCAACUACACGAGCAGGAGUCAGGCCCGGAGUCCGUGGCCUCGUCUUCAGCGGCCGACGAGCUCGAUCUCGCUUUGUACAUGCUGCAUCAGCGGGACGUACGCUGCGAGGAACUCACCCACGAGCUUAUACAGCUGCUGGAGGAGCGCGACACCCUGCAGCUGAGGCUGUCGAACGCCAUACGCGUCAACGAGGAGCUGCGGAAGUACAAUCUGGGAGCGGCAGUCUCAAAUCUAAGAAGGAAUGUGUCGCCGACGGAGUUGAUGUCCGAGCAUGUCGAGCCUCUCAUCCGUAAUCCCUCGUCUUCCCAACUGGAAGAUCCAAUUGAGAUUGCCAGGGAGGCCAUUAAUUCGUCGAUCGACGAAGAUAAGAAGGCUCUUGCUCAGAAGUUGUCACAGCUGAAGAGCGUGGACCAAGGUCGGGACAUACGACUGAGUGACGAGCGAGAGCUGAGACACGCCCAGCAAAUGUCGCUGCUCGGUCACGGGGACGUAUCGAGUACAUUACCAGCGGACACUGCCACCAGGCUGGUGAAUGCCAAUUACACGCUUUCGCGGGACGUUCAGAGUCAAUCGAGCGUUUUAAUGAAUUGGCUAUGGGGAAAGAGCACACCGAAAAUAGUACACAUGUGAUUGAGGAGAAGUCGAAAGAACAAAAGCAGAAAUAACAUCAGCUAUAUCUUCAUCUAUUUACAAUAAACAUUCCUUGUGAAGUGGAAUCCAAAGCAAAAGAUCGCUAAUCGUUCAUUAGCUUUGAAAAUCUAUACUACGUAUAAAGGUUUGAAAAGCCCUUGUAGGGCUUCUUAUCAGCAUUCACGUUGUGCUUUUUAUUUGUCAGACAAUUAGAAAGAAAAGGACAGCGUACAAUAAUAAUUACUCUUGUUGCCCAUCGGUAGCAAGUCAAAUGUAUUAUAUAUAUAUGUAGCAUGGAAAAAAACAAAUGAGAAUUUAAAAAAUUUGUAUCUGUAUAACGAAUGCAUUUGUUUAUUGAUUCGUAAAAUACAAAGUUGUAUUUUCAGAGUUGCCUUUGCGUGGACAGUAAAGAGAAGGAUAAAAGGAAAGAUAAAAAAUCAUACACUUGUUUGUU
Ceratosolen solmsi marchali is the source of this 10880-nucleotide messenger RNA. Its product is annotated as centromere-associated protein E. The transcript is spliced from 15 exons. Lineage: Eukaryota; Metazoa; Arthropoda; Insecta; Hymenoptera; Agaonidae. Bases 800 to 10426 code for a protein of 3208 amino acids. The record is from RefSeq and is a predicted model, not a curated record.